This is a messenger RNA of Pseudoliparis swirei, 10312 nucleotides long. Its product is annotated as neuroblast differentiation-associated protein AHNAK. Bases 17 to 9955 code for a protein of 3312 amino acids. Gene Ontology annotation, cellular component: nucleus; cytoplasm. Gene Ontology annotation, biological process: regulation of RNA splicing; peripheral nervous system myelin maintenance. The record is from RefSeq and is a predicted model, not a curated record. NCBI's taxonomy places the organism in Eukaryota, Metazoa, Chordata, Actinopteri, Perciformes, Liparidae. The transcript has 5 exons. Gene Ontology annotation, molecular function: protein binding.
CCCCGAGUGCGGAGUCAUGGUGAAAACAGUCCAAGAUGGAUGUGCAGAGGGUCUCGUUUACGGCGGAGGGGGCCGAGAGGGAAUCUUCAUCAAGGAAGUGGUUCCAGAGUCACCGGCCUCCAAAAGUCUGAAACUGAAAGAAGGUGAUCAGAUUCUGAGUGCCACCGUGUACUUCGACAACAUGUCGUAUGAGGACGCCGUUCAGAUCCUGGAGCACGCUCAGGCCUACAAAGUGAAGCUCUGCUUGAAACGCAAACCCAUCGCCGCAGACGCGGAUGCGGAAUCCACCUUCGAGUCCGACGUCAUCCCUGAGGACGACGUCUACGCUCCAGAGAUGAGGGAGCAAGGAAAAGGCAAGCGGCGCGGUGAGGCCCGCAUUUCAUGGCCUAAGUUUCCCUCGUUUGGAAAAGGAGCCAAGUCCCGCUUCACGAGGUCUCACAGCUCCUCUGAGGUCGACGAGCAGAGGAAGCUGGAACUCAGUCCCACGACGAGUGACACAGAGUCUCCUAUAAAAUCCCAGGAUGCUCUCAAAGGCAAGAAGAAGCAUAAAAUGAAGCUUCCUGGUCUGACGAAGAGAGGCCUCAUAAGUUCCUCUGAAGACCAGGACACGGACGCACCAACGUCUACGCAGAUGCUUUCGCCCGAGUGCCUGGAAAGCCCCUUAGACGAAACACCUCAAAUAUAUGUGGCAGAGAACCUGACGAUAGUGGAGGACUUGAGGUGUGAUCCUGACCCUCCAGAACCUCAAAGGGUUCAACACAAGGUGGAACUCAUCAGCAUAACCAGCACUUUGAAAACCGAAGAUCUAACUGUGGCUCUGGCAGGUCCAGAAGGUUCCUCUGGUCUCAAGUCCCCUGACGGGAAGAAGAAAAAGAAGAAAGAGCUGUCUCAAUUAAAAAUUAAGAUUUUGGGGAAGGAUAAAUCCCCUAAGAAAGAUGCUAAAGCAAAACAGUCACCGAAAAGACUGAAAACACUGGGGGCAAGCCUUGAAAUAGCAGACCGACCUGAAAAAGAAAGAUCCGACAUCAUCCCAAGUUUUGAAUCACAAACAGAACUACAAGGAGCACUUGAUGCCAAUACCCAAAGAAUCAACAUGAGCGUACCGAAGGGGGAACUUGAGGGAUCUGAUGUUGCAUUAAUACAGAAAUCUCCACAGAAAGGUGAAGAGAAAACAAAGAAAGCCAAAGGCACCAAACAGAAUCAAGAUUCAACAUUCAAACUGCCUAAAAUCGGCUUCAGUGACAUCAGCAACGAGGAAGUCAAGCAACUAGCAACUGAAGGUGCAGAAGGGAAAGAAGAUCCAUACGAGCGACUGUCAAAAAGCGGUCUUUCCUCAACAAAUCUUCCCAAGCGAGAAGACAUUGAGAUUCCAGGUAUGGAGGACAUGUCGAAGAGAACCACCGGCAAAAGAAUUAAAGAGCCCAAAACUGUGCAGCUGCUGAUUGACGUUGACAGCGUGAAAGAGGCAGUUUCAAAAUUGCCUGGAUACAAGCUGCCUCAGGUCGACACAAAUGUUGGAGGUAUGGUCAAAGAUUUCGAAGCCGAGAAGCAGACGUUCAAACUGUCCAAAUUUGAGACAGUAACUGUGAAUGAGGAGCUCAACAUUGAUGUGAAAGAACUUGAAAUGGAGGACAAGGGAGAUAUGAAGGCUAAAGGAAGUGAACUGGAAGUAUCAGGGAGCAAGUUUAAAAUGCCAAAGUUGCGCAUCUCCAUGCCAAAAGUAAAAGGACCUGAAAUUGACUUGAGCUUCUCAAAGAAGGAUGUAGAUGUCACAUUACCAGAAGCGAAAGCUGAGGUCAAACUACCCAGUGUUGAAUUCAAACAACCAUCUGCUUCACUGGAUAUUGAAGCUCCUGAGAUUGAAGCUGAAGUUGAUGUUGAUGGAUCAUCGUCCAAAUUUAAAAUGCCAUCAUUCAAAUUCCCAAAAUUUGGAGUUAGUACUCCAAGCGCUAUCAUAGAAGUGCACGACAAAGAUGUCAAAAUUGAUGGCACUGACAUUAACAUUCCCAAGGAGGUUCUUGCAGUUAACAUUACAGCACCCAGCAUUGACAUUGAAGGUCCAUCCAUCUACCAUGAAGGUAAAGGAAGCAAGUUUAAACUACCAAGUCUUGGUUUUUCUGGGCCAGAAAUCAAAGGGCUUGACAUUGACUUGAGCUUCUCAAAGAAGGAUGUAGAUGUCACAAUACCAGAAGCCAAAGCUGAGGUCAAACUUCCCAGUGUUGAAGUCAAACAACCUGAAGUGGAGGUAAAGAUACCAGAAGGUAAUGUGGAAUUAGAGGGUCAGGAAAGCAAGUUCAAAAUGCCAAAGUUUGGCAUCUCAAUGCCAAAAAUCAAAGGUCCUGAAAUUGAUUUGAGUUCAUCAAAGAAGGAUGUAGAUGUGACUCUACCAGAAGCCAAAGCUGAAGUAAAACUCCCCGAUGUUAAACUAAAAGAUACUUCUGCAGAAAUUGAAAUUAAAGGUCCUGAGAUUAAGACUGGGACAAAAGGUACAAAAGGAUCACCGUCAAAAUAUAAGAUGCCGUCAUUCAAAUUUCCCAAAUUUGGAGGUGGAUCUCCAAGUGCCACCAUUGAAGUGCCCGAGAAAGACAUUAAAAUCGAUGGCGCUGACAUUAAAAUCGAUGGAGCUGACAUUAAAAUCCCCAAAGAGGUUCUUACAGUUGACAUUGCAGCACCCAGCAUUGACAUUGAAGGUCCAUCCAUCGACCAUGAAGGAAAAGGAAGCAAGUUUAAACUACCAAGUCUUAGUUUUUCUGGGACACAAAUCAAAGGCCCUGACAUUGAUUUGAGUUUAUCAAAGAAGGAUGUAAAUGUGACUCUACCAGAAGCCAAAGCUAAUGUCAAACUCCCUGAUGUUAAACUAAAAGACUCUUCUGCUGAAGUGAAAAUCAAAGGACCUGGAAUUGAUGUUCAGACAAGAAAUGUUGAAGGACCUUCAACAACAUUUAGAAUGCCAACGUUCACACUACCCAAAUUCGGAUCUGCUACUCCAAAGGUCAGUGUGGACGUACCCGAUGUGGACGAAGACAUUAAAGUGGAUGUAACCGCUCCAAGCAUUGAAACUGAAGGCCUGUCUGUAGAUAUGAUGGCUAAAGGAAGUGAACUGGAAGUAUCAGGAAGCAAGUUCAACAUGCCAAAGUCUGGCAUCUCAAUGCCAAAAGUAAAAGGGCCUGAAAUUGACUUGAGCUUCUCAAAGAAGGAUGUAGAUGUCACAUUACCAGAAGCUAAAGCUGAGGUCAAACUGCCCAGUGUUGAAGUCAAACAACCUGAAGUGGAGGUAAAGCUACCAGAAGGUGUUGUCGAAUUAAAGGUCCAGGAAAGCAAGUUCAAAAUGCCAAAGUUUGGCAUCUUAAUGCCAAAAGUAAAAGGACCUGAAAUUGAUUUGAGUUUAUCAAAGAAGGAUGUAGAUGUCACUCUACCAGAAGCCAAAGCUGAAGUAAAACUCCCCAAUGUUAAACUAAAAGAUACUUCUGCAGAAAUUGAAAUGAAAGGUCCUGAGAUCAAGACUGGGACAAAAGGUACAAAGGGAUCACCGUCAAAAUAUAAGAUGCCGUCAUUCAAAUUCCCCAAAUUUGGAGGUGGAUCUCCAAGUGCCACCAUAGAAGUCCUUGAGAAAGACAUUAAAAUCGAUGGAGCUGACAUUAAAAUCCCCAAAGAGGUUCUUACAGUUGACAUUGCAGCACCCAGCAUUGACAUUGAAGGUCCAUCCAUCGACCGUGAAGGACAAGAAAGCAAGUUUAAACUACCAAGUUUGGGUUUUUCAGGGCCACAAAUCAAAGGCCCUGACAUUGAUUUGAGUUUAUCAAAGAAGGAUGUAGAUGUGACUCUACCAGAAGCCAAAGCUAAUGUUAAACUCCCUGAUGUUAAACUAAAAGAUACUUCUGCUGAAAUGGAAAUCAAAGGACCUAGAAUUGAUCGCACAAGAAAUGUUGAAGGAUCUUCAACAACAUUUAAAAUGCCAACGUUCACAUUACCCACAUUUGGAUCUGCUACUCCAAAGGUCAGUGUGGAAGUACCUGAUGUGGACAAACACAUUACAGUGGAUGUAACCUCUCCAAGCAUUGAAACUGAAGGCCUGUCUGUAGAAAUGAUGGCUAAAGGAAGUGAACUGGAAGUAUCAGGAAGCAAGUUCAAAAUGCCAAAGUUUGGCGUCUCAAUGCCAAAAGUAAAAGGGCCUGAAAUUGACUUGAGCUUCUCAAAGAAGGACAUAGAUGUUACAUUACCAGAAACUAAAGCUGAGGUCAAUCUGCCCAGUGUUGAAGUCAAACAACCUGAAGUGGAGGUAAAGCUACCAGAAGGUAGUGUGGAAUUAGAGUCCCAGGAAAGCAAGUUCAAAAUGCCAAAGUUCGGCAUCUCAAUGCCAAAAGUAAAAGGAACUGAAAUUGAUUUGACUUUAUCAAAGAAGGAUGUAGAUGUGACUCUCCCAGAAGCCAAAGCUGAAGUAAAACUCCCUGAUGUUAAACUAAAAGAUACUCAUGCGGAAGUUGAAAUUAAAGGUCCUGAAAUCAAGACUGGGACAAAAGGUACUAAAGGAUCACCGUCAAAAUAUAAGAUGCCGUCAUUCAAAUUUCCCAAAUUCGGAUCUCCAAGUGCCACCAUAGAAGAGCCUGAGAAAGACAUUAAAAUCGAUGGCGCUGACAUUAAAAUCGAUGGAGCUGACAUUAAAAUCCCCAAAGAGGUUCUUACAAUUGACAUUGGAACACCCAGCAUUGACAUUAAAGAUCCAUCCAACGACCGUGAAGGAAAAGGAAGCAAGUUUAAAUUACCAAGUCUUGGUUUUUCUGGACCACAAAUCAAAGGCCCUGACAUUGAUUUAAGUUUAUCAAAGAAGGAUGUAGAUGUGAAUUUACCAGAAGCCAAAGCUAAUGUUAAACUCCCUGAUGUUAAACUAAAAGACUCUUCUGCUGAAGUGGAAAUCAAAGGACCUGGAAUUGAUGUUCAGACAAGAAAUGUUGAAGGAUCUUCAACAACAUUUAAAAUGCCAACGUUCACGCUUCCCAAAUUUGGAUCUCAUUCUGCAAAGGUCAGUGUGGACGUAUCUGAUGUGGACAAAGACACUAAAGUGGAUGUAACCACUCCAAGCAUAGACACUAAAGGCCUGGCUGUAGAGAUGAAGGCUAAAGGAAGUGAACUGGAAGUAUCAGGAAGCAAGUUCAAAAUGCCAACUUUUGGCAUCUCAAUGCCAAAAGUAGAAGGACCUGAAAUUGACUUGAGCUUCUCAAAGAAGGAUGUAAAUGUGACUCUACCAGAAGCCAAAGCUGAGGUAAAACUCCCUGAUGUUAAACUAAAAGACACUUCUGCUACAGUGGAUAUUAAAGCUCCUGAGAUUGAAACUCAAAUUGAAAAUGUCGAAGUAUCACCAUCAAAAAUUAAAAAGCCAAGGUUUUCGAUGCCCAGAUUUUCAUUUUCCAAGCAAAGUUCAAAAGAGUCCAGAUUUGAUGCCAGUCUCACAGAUAUAGAUGUUUCUCUUCCAGAAGGAAACGUGGAAGUGAAACAACCUGAAGUGGAAGUAAAGCUACCAGAAGGUGAUGUGGAAUUAGAGGUCCAGGAAAGCAAGUUCAAAAUGCCAAAGUUAGGCAUCUCAAUGCCAAAAGUAAAAGGACCUGAAAUUGACUUUAGCUUCUCAAAGAAGGAUGUAGAUGUCACAUUACCAGAAGAUAAAGCUGAGGUCAAAUUGCUCAGUAUUGAAAUCAAACAACCAUCUGCUACAGUGGAUAUUAAAGAUACUGAGAUUGAAGUUCAAACUAAAAAUGUUGAAGGGUCACCAUCCAAAUACAUAAUGCCACGGUUCACAUUACCCAAAUUUGAAUCUCAUACUGCAGAGGUCAGUGUGGACGUACCUGAUGUGGACGAAGACAUUACAGUGAAAGUAACCGCUCCAAGCAUUGACACUGAAGGUCUAUCUGUAGAGAUGAAGGCUAAAGGAAGUGAACUGGAAGUAUCAGGAAGCAAGUUCAAAAUGCCAAAGUUUGGCAUCUCUUUGCCAAAAAUAAAAGGACCUGAAAUUGACUUGAGCUUCUCAAAGAAGGAUGUAGAUGUCACAUUACCAGAAGCCAAAGCUGAGGUCAAACUGCCCAGUGUUGAAGUCAAACAACCAUCUGCUACAGUGGAUAUUAAAGCUCCUGAGAUUGAAACUCAAACUGAAAAUGUUGAAGUAUCACCAUCAAAAAUUAAAAAUCCAAUGUUUUCGAUGCCCAGAUUUUCGUUUUCCAAGCAAAGUUCAAAAGAGUCCGGAUUUGAUGCCAGUCUCGCAGAUAUUGAUGUUUCUCUUCCAGAAGGAAACGUGGAAGUGAAACAACCUGAAGUGGAGGUAAAGCUACCAGAAGGUGAUGUGGAAUUAGAGGUCCAGGAAAGCAAGUUCAAAAUGCCAAAGUUUGGCAUCUCAAUGCCAAAAGUAAAAGGACCUGAAAUUGACUUGAGCUUCUCAAAGAAGGAUGUAGAUGUCACAUUACCAGAAGCUAAAGCUGAGGUCAAAUUGCCCAGUGUUGAAAUCAAACAACCAUCUGCUAUGGUAGAAAUUAAAGCUUCUGAGAUUGAAGCUCCAACUGAAAAUGUUGAAGGAUCACCAUCCAAAUUUAAAAUGCCAACGUUCACAUUACCCAAAUUUGGAUCUGCUACUCCAAAGGUCCGUGUCGAAGUACCUGAUGUGGACAAAGACAUUAAAGUGGAUGUAACCACUCCAAGCAUUGACACUGAAGGCCUGUCUGUAGAGAUGAAGGCGAAAGGAAGUGAACUGGAAGUAUCAGGAAGCAAGUUCAAAAUGCCAAAGUUUGGCAUCUCAAUGCCAAAAGUAAAAGGACCUGAAAUUGACUUGAGCUUCUCAAAGAAGGAUGUAGAUGUCACAUUACCAGAAGCUAAAGCUGAGGUCAAAUUGCCCAGUGUUGAAAUCAAACAACCUUCUGCUAGGGUAGAAAUUAAAGCUUCUGAGAUUGAAGCUCCAACUGAAAAUGUUGAAGGAUCACCAUCCAAAUUUAAAAUGCCAACGUUCACAUUACCCAAAUUUGGAUCUGCUACUCCAAAGGUCCGUGUCGAAGUACCUGAUGUGGACAAAGACAUUAAAGUGGAUGUAACCACUCCAAGCAUUGACACUGAAGGCCUGUCUGUAGAGAUGAAGGCUAAAGGAAGUGAACUGGAAGUAUCAGGAAGCAAGUUCAAAAUGCCAACGUUUGGCAUCUCAAUGCCAAAAGUAAAAGGACCUGAAAUUGACUUGAGCUUCUCAAAGAAGGAUGUAGAUGUCACAUUACCAGAAGCCAAAGCUGAGGUCAAACUGCCCAGUGUUGAAGUCAAACAACCAUCUGCUACAGUGGAUAUUAAAGCUCCUGAGAUUGAAACUCAAACUGAAAAUGUUGAAGUAUCACCAUCAAAAAUUAAAAAGCCAAUGUUUUCGAUGCCCAGAUUUUCGUUUUCCAAGCAAAGUUCAAAAGAGUCCGGAUUUGAUGCCAGUCUCGCAGAUAUUGAUGUUUCUCUUCCAGAAGGAAACGUGGAAGUGAAACAACCUGAAGUGGAGGUAAAGCUACCAGAAGGUGAUGUGGAAUUAGAGGUCCAGGAAAGCAAGUUCAAAAUGCCAAAGUUUGGCAUCUCAAUGCCAAAAGUAAAAGGACCUGAAAUUGACUUGAGCUUCUCAAAGAAGGAUGUAGAUGUCACAUUACCAGAAGCUAAAGCUGAGGUCAAAUUGCCCAGUGUUGAAAUCAAACAACCAUCUGCUAUGGUAGAAAUUAAAGCUUCUGAGAUUGAAGCUCCAACUGAAAAUGUUGAAGGAUCACCAUCCAAAUUUAAAAUGCCAACGUUCACAUUACCCAAAUUUGGAUCUGCUACUCCAAAGGUCCGUGUCGAAGUACCUGAUGUGGACAAAGACAUUAAAGUGGAUGUAACCACUCCAAGCAUUGACACUGAAGGCCUGUCUGUAGAGAUGAAGGCUAAAGGAAGUGAACUGGAAGUAUCAGGAAGCAAGUUCAAAAUGCCAACGUUUGGCAUCUCAAUGCCAAAAGUAAAAGGACCUGAAAUUGACUUGAGCUUCUCAAAGAAGGAUGUAGAAGUCACAAUACCAGAAGCUAAAGCUGAGGUCAAACUGCCUGAAGCUGUCAUUUCAGCAUCAGAUGUACCAACAUUUGACAUUGAAACCAAGACGAAAGAACCAAAUUGGACAUUUCCAAAACCAUGGACAGGUGGUGAAGCCCCUGAUAUAGAUAUCAGCCUUGAAACAGCCAAAGCUGACGUUAUAUCAACAGAGGCCAUAGCAAAACUUCACGGACCUUCAGCAGAGAUUUUAAUUGAAGAACCUGCAGAACCUGAUGCACACUUGAAAAAAACAAAAUUUUCACUCCCCAGAUUUUCUUUUUCCAAGUCAAGUGUUAAAGAACCGGAAGUCAGUGCUGAGCUUCCACGUGUUGAUGUUUCUCUUCCAGAGGGACAAGUCAUCGUAAAGCAACCUGAGCUGCAAAUCAAAGUUUCCGAACCCGAAGCUGAACUCGAUGGGCAAGGAAGUAAACUUAAAUUUCCAAAGUUCGGCAUGGCUCUACCGAGAGCAAACGGACCUGGAGGUGAUCUACAUGUGUCACAGGAAGACUCAGGUAUCGAAGUCAAAGAAACUUCAGCUAACGUGGAGAUGAAAGCCUCUGAGACUCAAGAUAAAUCAGAAGACGUUCGAGGAUCACCGCUGAAAUUUAAAAUGCCAACAUUGAAGAUGUCGAAAUUUGGAACGGCUGCUUACAAUGUAGAAGCACCUGAUGCAGAGGAAAUAGCUGAAAGGGGUGGAGCCGAUCUUCAGGAGAAGGUUACUGUGAACAUCAAAGGUCUGACUGUUGGUCUGAAAACAGAAGAACCCCAGGCAGCAAUAACAGAUUCUGAAAUGCCGAACACCGGUACUGAGGCCGUGGACCUCGGCUCGCCAAGUAAAUUUAAACUGCCGUUGUUUAAAAUGCCAACGCUGAGUUUCUCCAGAGGGAACCCUGAAGGAGAACACGUCCCUGUUCACACCGAACGCACAAAAGCUCAACGGGAAAUGAAAGUUGAGCUCAAAGACGAGAGCAAAUCUCCAAAAGGGACUUUUACGUCAUUCGCCGAGAUCCUCGAGAGCAUCGAUGUUGAAUCUGAUGUUCCAGAAACCCCGGAACAUCGUGACACCUUGAAGGAGGGUCCCGAGACCGAUGGACCCGGGGCUAAGCAGUUAGGGGCGGGGCCGAAGGAAACCAAGGAGGAAGCUGUCAGAAGUCCUGAGAGGGCGGGCUGGUUUAAGUUCCCCACGUUAGGCCUGUCCUCCCCAUCAGAACCGGCCAAGGACACUCAGGAAGGGAAGAGCCCAGUGGAGGAAACGCCGGAUGAGGAAACGAGCCCCAGCUGUUCCGUUCAGUCUUCGGACGCCUUCGCCGACGUCAGCUCUGCCAUGACGAGCGAGCGCGGCGGAGCCUCCUUAGCGUCUCCGACCAAAGUAACCAUCAGGUACUCCGGCCCUGACGCCACCGCCGGGCCCGGGGAGCCGCUCAGGAACAUUUACACCACCAGGACCGAAAUGAUCUUGGUGGAGCCCCACUUGGCCGAGAAGAUCACCAUCCUGUCGACCUCUUCGUCGGAGGACACGCUCAGACUGGAGUCGAGGAGGAUUCACGUCGUUACGUCUAACGUGCGAGUGAUCCCAGAGGCCCAGCGCGCAGAGCUGCGCGAGGCGGUCCAAGUCCAAUCGGCUGGAGGCCUCACUGGAGAACCGGGGGCCCAUGAAGCCUUAUCGUGGACCGCGGAGGAUUCACACGGUGGCGACAGAAAGCUGUUCGAGAGGCGCUUCGUGAGCCAGGCGUCAAGCGAGAGAAGCGAAACCAACGAAACAAUCGUCAUUACACAACAAAUCACCCGCAGGUUCGAUUCCUCCGAGCCGGUCUCGGACGAUGCGGCGACAUCCGUCCGGCGCCUGAGGGACUCGGUGCACUCCGACAAGAUGAGGUUCUUCGACGGAGCCGACGAGUGAAAGAUGUCCACGUGAGUUAGGUCGACCGGCAGAACCCUUGUGGCCUGAGGGGGCGUGACCCCUGUGACGGACAGUUGAGAUACACAAACACAGAAAGAGACUGUUGGAGAGUGAACCUCCAUCUGAGGAGGUGGAUCAUGUGACCACAGCACUCCCUAAGCCCCACCUUCUGUUUGUCAAAAGUUAUAUAACACAUUUGUCGUUUCAGAGUUUUUAACCUACACCGAUCCAGCUGUUACGGAUCAGAUGAUAAUCACCGGUGCAUUGAUUAUAACAACAUGCUGAAAUGCUACUGACAUUCCAAAAAUACGUUUACAAUAAUUUCACUUUGGAGAAAACCUGCAAUGCAAAAAGGCA